Messenger RNA from Adineta ricciae, 243 nucleotides. Lineage: Eukaryota; Metazoa; Rotifera; Eurotatoria; Adinetida; Adinetidae. The record is from the annotation of a GenBank genome assembly.
AUGUGCGAAAUUGUGUGCGCAAUGAAUUACAUCAAGCAACAAAAACAGAAAAUGCUAAAACCAAACGCACCACCUAAUGCACAAAAAGAUUUGCACGAUAAUAAGGUCUGGGAAGAAACAAAAUACCCAGGUUAUUAUGCCACGGUCGGUUCCGGCGGCAAGGAACCUGCCGGAACUUGCUGGAAUCGAGAAGAGCUGUACCGGAACCGAUUCAGAUUUCAACGGAUCGAGUCGUCGGAAUGA